UAUCCCUCAUUAAUUUUAAUGCGAUACAGCGAUAAUGCAUAUAAUGUAUUCAGGUCAUUUUAAUUAACAAUAAAGAAUCUAACUACCGACAGAAAUAGCGCGAAAUUUGAAUUGUCCAAUACGCAUUCUUCACUGAAGAUAAAAAAGACAUUUGAAAUAAAUAAUGAUAUAAGAAGAAAGAACGUGAGAGAAAGAGAGAGAGAGAGAGAGAAAGAGAGAGAACUGACAACUUUUCCUAACUGUACACGAACUUUCGAUAAAGUAUCAGAAAGGAUGGGAGAAAAAAUUGAAAAAAAAUUGAAAGAUCAUUGAAAAGAAAAGUAUUCGAUUAAAGGAAUUGAUCAUAGUAAAGAAUAUCGAUGAGAGUGAUUCUCCGUAGAGUGUAUUUAAUAAGAGAAAGAAGUGGGGGAAGGAAGGUAAAUUGAAAGGGAGACCGGACAUGUCGCGUCCCGCUUGUAAGACGAAAACGAGAAGGUAUCGAACUCGGUCGACCACCCGUCGAAAAUGCCUCUACGAGAUCGUAAAAGUGCCGCGUGUCCUCUUUGUGUAUAUAUAGGGGUACCAUGAAGAAACCACUGCAGUUCUUCAACGAACGUUCUUUGAUUCAUUCUUCGACUCAUAGGACAGAAGAAAAUGAUAAAGUUUCUUCUCCUAGGUGCAUUCGUGGCCCUAUCGGCUGCACAAUUUCAGCCCCAACCAACUGGAAGGAUUCUGGAACCACCCAUACCAGCAUUGUGCGCACAACGAACAAUUCACGAACGCUUUAACGGAAAGGGUUACUAUUAUUCGUGGGCUGAUCCUAGAACAAAUGGACAAGAAGUCGACUGGCUUGCGGGUAGAAAUUUUUGUAGACAGCGAUGCAUGGACCUUGUAUCUUUGGAAACUUCUGCAGAAAAUGAAUUCAUCAAGAGCCGCAUUGUUCAAAAUAAAGUGAAAUACAUUUGGACAUCCGGUCGUCUCUGUGACUUUAAAGGAUGCGACAGGCCAGAUCUUCAACCACUUCAUAUAAAUGGUUGGUUCUGGACAGCUGAAUUGCAAAAACUUGCACCAACUAAUGAUCGCAAUCAAAACGAUUGGUCCGAGAGCGGCGGUAUUGGAAAGCCUCAACCCGAUAAUCGUGAGGCCAUCCAAGGUGGUGCUCCAGAAAAUUGUUUGGCUGUUCUUAAUCAAUUCUAUAAUGAUGGUGUUAAUUGGCAUGAUGUUGCUUGCCAUCAUAAGAAACCAUGGGUAUGCGAAGAGAAUGAUUCUCUUUUAAAAUACGUUCGUUUUACCAAUCCAAAUCUCCGCGUUUAACUUUAAAAUUUAAAUGAAAAUGUGACGAGUGGAUAGACCAUUAUUAUUUCAACUGUUACUCUUUUAAAUUAUAAGAUUUCAUAAGAUUAAGUAACGCGACUGAAUAGUGUGUAGCGCGAUUAUAUUUAUUGCAACAAUUAUUUCAUUACUAAGUGCAUUACUCGUGUCACAGUACAUUGUAUGAGAUAUACUGAUUCAAGCACAUUGUUUUCUUCAUACAAUUUCAAAAUACAUGGAACAUAUUUGUAUGAAUGCUCAUAUCAUAGUCCAUAAAUAUCAUUAAUAUUUAUCCUUUU
This is a messenger RNA of Vespula pensylvanica (western yellowjacket), 1589 nucleotides long. RefSeq lists its product as uncharacterized. NCBI's taxonomy places the organism in Eukaryota, Metazoa, Arthropoda, Insecta, Hymenoptera, Vespidae. The transcript is spliced from 5 exons. The record is from RefSeq and is a predicted model, not a curated record. Bases 634 to 1293 code for a protein of 219 amino acids.